AUGUACAACAAUCCGAUUAUUCCCGGAUUUAAUCCCGACCCUUCCAUUAUCCGCGUGAAGAAUGACUUUUUCCUCGUAACAUCCUCCUUUGAAUAUUUCCCAGGAGCUCCGAUAUACCACAGCACCGAUCUGAUACGCUGGACCCUGAUCGGCCACGCACUGACCAGGCGCAGUCAGAUUCACAUCCAGACCCCAGAACCUGGCGGUGGAGUUUGGGCGACCACCCUGCGAUACCAUGACGGUGUCUACUACAUAAUUGCGGCCAGCUUCGAGCGCUACCGCCCACAGGACGAUGAUCGUGUUUGGCCGCGUGGGUUCUAUGUAAAGACCGAGAACAUCUGGGACUCGGGUUCCUGGUCCGACCCGGUGUUUUUCGACCAGGUCGGAUUCGAUCAGGAUACUUCGCCAUCCAUAUCGCCACUAUUGAUCUUGCUAGCGGUACUUCCACCUCAGAACCGAAGCUCAUCCGAGAGUCUACCUCUGGUGUCUCGGAGGGAUCGCAUAUAUUUAAGCGCGGAAAAUACUAUUAUCUUUUUACUGCCGAAGGGGGCACAGAAAGCGGCCAUUGUGAAUGGACUUGGUAGAAGAUGCACAGGGAAGAUGGUGGGCUGUUUUGCUGGGUGUUCGACCGGACGCGAAACAUUCCUGAUACCGGUUGAAUGGAAGGAUGAUUGGCCAAUCUUCAACCGGGGCAAAAAGAUCUCUCUCCAAUCCGACACUCCACACCUUUAUGAGUAUCAACAUCCCGUAGCAUGGAGAGACGAUUUCUCGAGCCCAGAGUUGCAGCUAGGCUGGUACCGCAAAAACACCCCCAUGAGGACAGACUACUCGCUCACAGAGCGACCAAACCACCUCCGUCUACAUGGUGGACCGUAUAACCUCUCCGUUCCCAGCUGCCCAACUCUAUUUCUCCGGAAACAGAUCCACCAUUACUGCACCUGGGAGACGAAAUUAUCUUUCAGCCCUGAGUCACAACAUACAGAAGCUGGAACUGUCGUCUGGUGGAACUACUUCACAUACAGCAGUAUAGGGAUCCGGCUCUCCCCUACCAAGGAAGGGGCACGUAUUGUGCGAUUCCGACCGGCUGAGGGAGAGGUCAUUGAUCGAGAACUACGAAGCGCAGUGUCGGAUGUAGUAUUCUUCAUUGAAUGCGGAGACCAGUAUAGGUUUGGUUUCAAAGAGGUUAAUGGCACUAGUUCCGAGACUCAAUGGAUAGGAGAGGUUCAGAACAGCACAAUGACUCAGUCGCCGCCAGUCGGUGCACCUUUUACCGGGAUGAUGCUCGGACUGUACGCUUUCGGAGAACGACAACGCUGCGUCCUAUUCGGAAUUAUAUUGCUUCAAAGCCAUCACCAAUCUUAUUGCAUUCAUCAUAGAAGCCACAGUUCUUCCGAGAUAAACGAUAUCAAGUGCUGA
Messenger RNA from Aspergillus oryzae RIB40, 1416 nucleotides. RefSeq lists its product as uncharacterized. Gene Ontology annotation, molecular function: hydrolase activity, hydrolyzing O-glycosyl compounds. Lineage: Eukaryota; Fungi; Ascomycota; Eurotiomycetes; Eurotiales; Aspergillaceae. The coding region runs from base 1 to 1416 and encodes 471 amino acids. Gene Ontology annotation, biological process: carbohydrate metabolic process. The record is from RefSeq and is a predicted model, not a curated record. The transcript has 6 exons.